AUGGGAGCUAAUAGUUCAAAAGCGAGGAUUAGCUCACUAGAAGAGAAACAACAAGCACUUAUGAAAAAGAAUGCUGAAUUAGCACAACAUCUGAUUGAACAAGAAGAAGCAAGUAAACGACAACAUGAUGCAACAAUUGAACAAAUGGCUCUAUUGUUCUUAGCACUUGCACAAUCGAAAGAUAAUGAAACAGUUAUACGUGAUGAAAAACGAGACAUUGAAAUUGAAGGUACGACAUAUGAACUUAUUCAAUUUGUUGAUCGAGGUGGUUUUGGUGAAAUUUAUAAAGCAAAAGUUAAAAAUAAAAAUAUGAUGGUUGCUAUUAAAGUUAUGGCAAAUUCACCCGGUCUACAAGAAGAAAUUAAAAAUGAAAUUAAUUUUUUACGUUUAACAAAACGAAUUCCUAUUGAAAAUCAUCCUAUUAUCGAAUUUUAUGGUAGUAAAUUAACGAAAGAAGGUAUUUUUAUUGCAAUGGAAUUAGCUGCUUGUGAUCUUGUUACAUUUUGGAUUAAUAAACUAAAUGAGGGUGACGCUCAAGAACUCAUUAUUAUCGGUAUAAUUAUUAUUAUUUAUGUAUUACGUGCAUUAGCAUUUCUUGAAAAAUUAAGUAUUAUUCAUGGUGAUAUAAAACCACAAAAUCUUGUUAUUGUUCCUAAUGAACAAAAUUUUUGUAUUAAAUUAAUUGAUUUUGGUACAGUCGAAAAAAUGAAUACUUUACGUGCACAACUUACUGUUGAAGCUACUAAAUCUCAUACUCUAUUUUUUGCUUCACCAGAAUUUUUACGACGUGAUUCAAAAAAUCUGAUAUCAAGACGUCUACAUAAAAAAUCCGAUGCAUGGGCAGCUGGUGUUAUGUUUUAUCUUUUAUUUUGUGGUGGAUUACCAUGGAAAGAUCAAUAUGAAUAUGAAAAUUUUUGUAAUGAUCCAAAUGCAGAAGAUGUUGUUGUACCUGAAGAUGGUGGUUAUAAAAUGAUUAUUGAACUUUUAUUAAAGAAGAAUCCUAAUGAACGUUCAAGUGCUAAAGAUACACUUAUGCAAUUAAAAGCACAUCCAGUAUUCGGAAAGAUUGUCGAAUCACUUCAUAAAAAUUUUUGUCCUGUUGAUGAUGUAUGUCAUGUAAAGGUACCCGAAGAUGUUCGACAAGGAUUAAUUAAAAUUGCACGGCCUGGACAUUAUGCUAGUAGAUCAGGUUCAUCAUCUGGCAAAGAUACGACUGGAGCACGUCGUUCAUGUCGAUAUGGUCGAGAUUGUUACAGAAAAGAUCCUGAUCAUCGUGCAGAAUUUGCACAUCCAGGUGAAUCGGAUUACCAAGCAUCAGGAGCCUCUGGUACUGGAAAAAUAAAAUGUGCCUAUGGCGCUAAAUGCUUUCGUACCGAUGCAGAUCAUCGUCAAAAAUAUGCCCAUCCAUCUGAUUCUGAUCAAGGUCAACCCUGUCGCUACGGAGCACAAUGUCACAAUAAUGAUCCCAGUCAUCGUCAACAAUUUACACAUCCGAAUGAUACAAGUCAUGAUAGUCCCGGCAAGCAAAAAUGCCGCUAUAGAGAUGCAUGCACAAAGAGAAACGAUCCAGAUCAUAUGAAAAAGUUUUCACAUAAUUAA
Molecule: messenger RNA, 1599 nt
Organism: Rotaria sordida
Lineage: Eukaryota; Metazoa; Rotifera; Eurotatoria; Philodinida; Philodinidae
Source: the annotation of a GenBank genome assembly